AUGUCCAGCAGUCAAUGUCAAUAUGCUGAGAAUGUCUCAUCCCAUUCGAAAGAACAUUGCCAUACAAAGAUAGGAAAACUUUACGACGAUGUUGAGAUUCUGUUAAAGCCAAUGUCCGAAACACACGACACGACGAUGAGAACUGCAAAAGCUUUUACUCAGGUGGAUGCGAUAUCGAAUAAUACAGAGACAUUAUUAAGCAAAAUGAAUAAAGCAAUAAAUCAGUUAUCAGAUGAAAAGUGGAAUAUGACAACUACUUUAGAUACGUUGAAAGACAUUGAAAGAUCCUUAGACAUUGAUACCAUAGCAAAAACCCACUGGACUGCUAUACAGAAGUAG
Mycotypha africana is the source of this 339-nucleotide messenger RNA. RefSeq lists its product as uncharacterized. Lineage: Eukaryota; Fungi; Mucoromycota; Mucoromycetes; Mucorales; Mycotyphaceae. Bases 1 to 339 code for a protein of 112 amino acids. The transcript is spliced from 2 exons. The record is from RefSeq and is a predicted model, not a curated record.